Molecule: messenger RNA, 1200 nt
Organism: Aspergillus oryzae RIB40
Lineage: Eukaryota; Fungi; Ascomycota; Eurotiomycetes; Eurotiales; Aspergillaceae
Product: glutaminyl-peptide cyclotransferase family protein
Exons: 1
Coding region: 1-1200 (399 amino acids)
Molecular function (GO): glutaminyl-peptide cyclotransferase activity; zinc ion binding
Source: RefSeq, a predicted model, not a curated record
AUGUCUUCUGCUAACAGUGGCCUUUUCCGCCCUUUGCUUACGAUAGGCGUUGCACUCUUGUACUUCUUGCUUGCUGGCCAAGCGUACGAGGAAGUCUCCGAUAACACAUUGAAUGCCCUUCCUCGUCCGAAUAAUGACUUCGACAUCCAUAAUGGAGCACUAUUAGCGCCUAUUCUAAGGCCUCGAGUCUCCGGAACGGCGGGCUCUGCAGCCGUCCUCGAGCACUUUGCGGACUUCUUCCGCACGACCCUCCCAAGCUGGAAUAUCCAAUUCCAGAACUCCACGUCGACAACUCCUGUAUCGAAAGGAAAGGAGGUUCCCUUCGUGAAUCUCAUUGCGUCUCGUGACCCUCCGUGGGCAGCCCCAGGCGACGUUGGAAGGCUUACACUCGUUGCGCAUUAUGACAGUAAAUACUCGCCGGAGGGUUUCAUCGGGGCAAUUGAUAGCGCCGCCCCUUGCGCAAUGCUUAUGCACUCCAUGAGGAGCAUUGAUUCAGCCUUGACAAAGAAGUGGGAGAAGAUGCAAGCAGAGGGCAACGCCGACUCGUUGGAGGAGCAAAAGGGCAUCCAAGUCAUCUUCUUGGAUGGAGAGGAGGCAUUCAAAGUAUGGACUGCAACUGAUUCGCUGUACGGGGCUCGUUCGCUGGCCGAGCAUUGGGAUUCGGAGGUAAACCCUGCUAUGUCAACGUACAAGACCCCUUUGUCUUCUAUAUCCCUGUUCGUACUUUUGGAUCUCCUCGGCUCUAAAAGUCCAACUAUCCAGUCCUACUUCUCAACUACGCAUUGGGCAUAUAAGAAGCUGGCUCAACUUGAGAAGCGAUUUCGAGACCUUAAGCAGUUCAAGUCCUCUGUUGAUUCAUCCCACCCAGCAUGGUUCAUUGAUAUGUCGAAGUCGGAGCAUGACAUUACCACUUUCCUCGGCAUACAGGAUGACCAUUUGCCAUUCCUGGAACGUGGUGUCGAAAUUCUGCAUCUCAUCGACGCUCAUCCCGCCAAAGGAUUCCCACUGGUGUGGCAUAACGAAAAGGGCGUACCGGACGAUGGCGAACAUCUGGAUCUAGCAACCGUGGAAGACUGGAGCAUGCUGAUUACAGCAUUUGCGGCCGAGUGGAUGGAAUUGGAGGGCUUCAUGCCCCAACCCAUCGGCGAAGCGCCGCCCGCAAAGAACGCCGACCGUUUGAACAAAAAAACUGAGCUGUAA